Messenger RNA from Entrophospora sp. SA101, 135 nucleotides. The record is from the annotation of a GenBank genome assembly. Lineage: Eukaryota; Fungi; Glomeromycota; Glomeromycetes; Entrophosporales; Entrophosporaceae.
AUGUCAACUGAUCCACCAACUUUUGCAUCAAAUCACUUAGUGGAAACUGAAUAUGAAGCUUUGAAUGUUGAUGCUACUCAGGCAGGCAACAACUUUGUGACUCAGGUGUUGGGACAUAGAGUAGUGUAUACAUAG